UGGUGUCAACAACAUCCAACAGCCCACAGCGCUGGUCGUCGCAACUAGCCAACUAGCAAUUUUUUUCAGUUUUUGCUUAUUUAAAAGUACACACAAAUAUAUAUGAUUUCUGCUUAGCGAAAAAAUAUUUCAAAAAUAGCAGCUAAUUAAAAACUAACCUACGAAACUAGCAAGUAAACGAGAGUUUUGCGAAAUUUUUCAAAUUUCAAAACCGUUUUUAUUUGUUUCUUCUAGAAAAGUAAGCAAACAGUGACUGCGUUAGUGCAAAUGCUUUUUGGGCAGUUAAAUAAUUUUGAAAAAUUAUUGCAAAUAAUUUUUAUGCAAAGCGAAAAUUUUUUGCAAAGCAAAUCUCAGAAGUGUUGUGUAAAAUAAGUGCUGACCGGUGUUCAAAACUGCCGAAGGACUAUAAUUAAAAGCAGCAACCACUGACAAUGGAUUAAUUGUAAAACUGAGUGAGAAGUUCAACGUCAUUUUAUAAGCAAACGUAAAAUAAUUAUUUGGAACUUUUAGCACGAAAAAAUCUUAUUUUUAGACAAUCCUUGCGGUGCUUUAACCCAAGUGAAAUAUACAAUAGUGUAAUCUGCCUGAAAAGUGUCAAAAAUAAAUUGCGUUAAAAAAUAUUAAAAAAAAAACUACCAAACUUUUUAAUUUAAAUUGUGUGUUAAUUUUUAUGAAAAAGCACACAGGCGCCUUGAGUACGAGGAAAAUCAAAUUAGCAAGUGAAAAAGGAUAUUGCAAGAUGACCAGAAAAGGUUCGAGUCCACUGGGGCUCGACGUAUUGGCUGUCUCAGUGGCAGUGGCAUUCAUAUUUUUGCCAUUGUUAGCACAAGCCGCUCCCCUACAAGAUGCAACUGAAAUUCAACAAUACACAGAAGGCUGUUAUUACAAUUACAAUCACUACAAUGAAGGCGAUAGAAUAUUGACGAAUGAACCCUGCCUGAAUUGUACCUGCCAUAAUAAGAUGCUCAUGUGUUAUCUGCGUGUCUGCCCGUUCACGAAGCCAAUCGGUCACGACUGCAUUGUGGAGAAGCGUGAGGAUCAGUGCUGUCCGAUUAUCACAUGUCCCGAGGUACCAGUUGAUAUUGCGCAUCAUGCACCCGAACCAGGCACUGAGCUCAGCAUUCCCGAGAAAUAUGGCUGCAGCAUCGAUAGUAAAUUCUACCCAGAGGGCGCACAAGUACCAUCGAACCCAAAUAAACCCUGCGAGCUGUGUUACUGCAUCAAGAAUCGCACUUCGUGUUUAAUGCAAGAAUGUACGCUGCAUAUUGACGGUUGCACGCCCAUCUACAACAAGGGUUCAUGCUGUCCCGUGCGUUACAAUUGCGAUCACGAGAAUGACAUUUUGGAAUUGGAGGAUCAUUCGUCGACCACAUCCACCACCACCACCGAACGUCCAACGCCUGGUUUCAUACUCACAACCACCAUGUCGCCCUCAGUCUCCACCGAUUGUGUACACAAUGGCGAGGUCUACGCCGAUGGCGCGUCCAUUACUGGCAAGAGUGCCUGCGAACAUUGCUACUGUAUGCGCGGAGAUAUUGUUUGUGCUGUACAAGAAUGUGAGAUGCCAAUGUUGGCCAGCAAUGGUAAGAGUUGUCAUGCAUUGCCACCAGCCGAAGGUGAGUGCUGUCCAAGCAAUUAUGUCUGCGAAGAUGACUCAGCUACAACCGAAGCCUUUGAGAUCACUACUGUACCGUAUGCUAAGGAAGAAGAAGCAGUUACUGCUACCCCCGAUAAGGACCUGCAUGGCGCCAUUCCAGUCGAGGAUAUUGAACUGCAACAACACAUUGAUGAAGAUGAAGAAGAAAAGAUAUCCACAGAUAAGCCCGAGGUCGAAGUCGAACAAGGAGUGGAAAGUAAACCUGCCGAUCAAGUUACUACUUCAACUCCUGAUGUGGCAGCAAUUGGUGCCACCGAAACAGCGGUAACAGCAAAAUCUGAAGAAGAACAAAAGGAAGAAGGCAUUGAGGAUAUUGAGCGUGUUACCACCGUUAAAUCUGAAGUUGCGACUGAAGCUGCUAUUGAAGAACAGAAGACGGAAGAGCAACCGACAAGUACUGAGGCUGUUGAGCACGUAUAUGGAACAACAGCUGGACCUGAUGGCACCAAACGUAUUGGUAUUGACAUUGACGAGCAUGACAAGGUUACCGCUGAGCCAGCCGCUGAGGAAGAGGUCACUACAGUACCAAGUACUCAUGUGGAACAUAAGCCAACAGUUGAAUUUGCCGACAGAAUUGAUACUGAAACAGGUAAACCGAUUAAUGAUGAGACAGCAGCAACUAUUCAACCAGCAAUCGCUGAAAUACCAACCACUGUAUCCACACCGAUGAAAGCUGAUAAGGAAUCCGUUGAGGACACAAGCGCUGAGACAGUCGAAAGUGAGGAAUCAACAGAAACAUCUGAGGAAACUAUUGCUGCACAUGAGAAACCAACGACUACACAUCGGCCCGUUGUUGAGAAAGAAAGUUCUGAGGAGUCCACAGAAGUUGCGGAACAAGAAGCCCCCACCAAACAACCAACCAUUAUUGUAUCUGAAGAGGAGCCAGAGAAAUCCACUACGCAGCGGCCCGUUAUUGAGCAAGAAAGUGCUGAGGAGUCCACAGAAGUUGCGGAACAAGAAGCCACCACUAAACAACCAAUUGUUGUUGUAUCUGAAGAGGAGGAAGAGAAACCAACAAGCACAGAGGUCAGUAAGGAGGGCAGCGAGGAAUCAACUGAGUCUGCAGAAGCUGAGGUAUCAACACAACAAUCUACAGAAAUCUCAAGUUCAGAAGAGGAAAUACCCGAUAUGCAAUUGCCAGCUGUUAUACCAGGAGAGGGUGACUGUUUGGUCGGCCACAGAACUUACGAAAAUAAUACAAUCAUACCAACGGCGGACGAGUGUGAUAUAUCUUGCAAAUGUAUUAGCAGCAUUGUUGUUUGUCAGAAGGUUGAGUGCAAUAUCCCAGCAGAUAUUACCAGGUGUGUUAUCGAUCCAGCAAGCUCUACGAAAUGCUGUCCCGUAUACGUCUGUGAACCACAAGAAACUGCAGCAACUACUGCGCCCAUUGCACAAGAUGAAGAACAGACAACAGUUGCUCCUAUCUCAGAUAUUCACAUACCUGCUGCUCCUACUGAGCAGCCAAUGUCUCAUGUCAAGGAAGAAGAAGAACCAAUUGUAGAAGGUACAGCUGCUGCAGAAAUUGACCAAUCCGCAUCGAUUACCGAAAGUGGAGAGGAACAGACGGCUACAGCUUCACCUAUCGCACCUGCUACUGAAACUGAACCAGAGAAGACUGCUGUCGCACCUAUCGUGGACGCUGGACACGUUAGUGUUCCAGCUGCUGAGGAAGUUGAGAAGAUUACUGCUGCGCCUGAACAUGAAGGUGUUCCAUCUGUCGAAGAAGACAUUGCUCCAGAAAUUACUGAAAUUGAAAAGGCGACUGUUGCUCCUGUUCCUGAGGAAGUUGAGAAGGUUACUGCUGAACCUGAAGAAGAAGGUUAUCCAACCGUGGAAGGAGACAAAGCCACUAUUGAUCACGAAGUUCCUGAAAUCACUGAAAUUGAAAAGACUACAGUUGCUCCAGCUGUCGAGGAAGGCGAGAAAGUUACUGUUGGUGCUGAAGAACAGGGAGGUGUUUCAUCUACUGACCACGAAAUUCCUGAAAUCACUGAAACUGAAAAGGCGACAGUUGCUCCAACUGCUGAGGAAGGUGAAAAGGUUACUGGUGUACCUGAAGAAGAAGUAGUUUCAGACGUCGAAAAGGCAACAGUGUCACCAGUUUCUGAGGAACUUGAGAAGCCAACAUCUCGUCCAGCAUUCGAUGAAGGUGAAAAGGUUUCCUCCGUACCUAAUGAAGAAUCAGUUUCAGACGUCGAAAAGACAACAGUAUCGCCAGUUUCUGAUGAGGUCGAGAAGCCAACAUCUCGUCCAACAUUCGAUGAAGGUGAAAAAGUUACUGGUGUGUCUGAAGAAGAAGUAGUUUCAGACGUCGAAAAGGCAACAGUUUACCCAGUUUCUGAGGAUCUUGAGAAGUCAACAUCUCGCCCAGCAUUCGAUGAAGGUGAAAAGGUUUCUGCCGUACCUGAUGAAGAAUCAGUUUCAGACGUCGAAAAGACAACAGGUUCACCGAUUUCUGAGGAACGUGAGAAGCCAACAUCUCGUCCAACAUUCGAUGAAGGUGAAAAUGUUACUGGUGUAAAUGAAGAAGAAGUAGUUUCAGACGUCGAAAAGGCAACAGCGUCACCAGUUUCUGAGGAGGUCGAGAAGCCAACAUCUCGUCCAACAUUCGAUGAAGGUGAAAAGGAGGAACCGGUUACAGUCGGUGAGGAUAUUGAAGAGACUACAGUCGCCCCUGUUUCUGAAGGUCCUGAGAAGGUCACCUCUACCUCAGUGGAAGAUAUACCAGAGAAGGUUACUUCGAUUCCUACAACAGAAACUGAAGCAGCUACUGCUGUACCAAUUGCUGAAGGACAAGCCAAACCAACAACAGCUCCUGGAAUUUCAGAGGAUACUACUGCCAUAUCCUCUGAAGAAGCAAGCGAUGAGGUUACUUCUGCUCCUGGUAUCGAAGGUAUUGAAAAGGUUACCGUUCCUCCUAUUUCUGGCGAAGAAGAUAAGGAAGGUGUCACAACUGUUCCCGCAACCGAAGAAAUUGGGAAGACGACUAGAACUCCACCCACUAGAGAGCCUGAGAAAGCUAUUAGUGAAGAAGCUGAAGAAUCCACUACUACUAUUGUGGAUGAAGAAAGUGAUAAGGCUACUAUUGCUCCUGGCGUUGAAGAAACUGAAAAGGUUACCGCUGCACCUAGUAUCGAUGAGGAGGGACAUUCUAUUCCAGCCUCUGAAGAACCCGAAAAGACAAUUGGUGGAAAAGCUGAGGAGCCCACUCCUAUUCCUGUGGAUGAAGAAUUCGAGGAAAUCACUUCUGCUCCAGCUGUUGGUGGAAUUGAAAAGACUACUUCAACGCCUGUAUCUAGCGAAGAAGAGAAGGAAGUUGAGCAUGUUACAAUUAUUCCAGCAAGCGAUGAAAUCGAGAAGACAACUAGUGCUACUGCCGCUAAAGAACCCGAAUCUAUUGACGAAGAAAUUGAAAAUAUUACUUCCGCUCCUGCUGCCGAAGAAGAAGAAAAGGUGGAAAUUCAGAAGACAACUAGUGCAACUAUUCCAGAAGAAGGGGAAAGAACAACAGCUUCUCCCGCUGUUGAAGAUGUGGAGACUAGUACUGAUGCCUCUGCUGUUCCUACCUCCGAAGAAGAAAAGAAAGAAACUUCUGCUCCUGGUUCUGAAGGUAUAGAAAAGACAACAUCCCCUCCUCUGUACGAAAGCGUAGAAAAGGUUACUGCUGAACCAACUGUCGAGGAAGGUGAGAAGGUUAGCGCUACUCCAACUGUCGAAGAAAUUGAGAAAACAACUAUUGCUGCCAUCGCCGAAGAAACCGACAAAGCUACCGCUGCUCCAGUUGAUAAAGAACUUGAAGAGGUCACUUCUGCCCCUGUAAUUGAAGAAACUGAAAAGGUUACCCAAGCGCCAGAUGAAGGAGAAAUUUCAUCAUUUACUGGUAUUCCACGUCUUGACUUGGAUAUUGAAGGACAAUCGGGUACUGCCGCUCCUACCAGGGAUACAGAUGAAAAGGAAACCGAAAGUGUUGCGGAGGCCGAAAAAGUCACUACUGCUCCUGAAAUCGAAAUAUCUGACAAAGGUACUGCAGCUCCAGAAAUUGAGGAAGCCGAGGGAAGUGGACAGGUUGAAGAAGGUGAAAAGGCCACUGUUGCUCCUGAAAUCGAAGAUGUUCACAAAGGUACUGCAGUUCCUGAAAUCGAAGAAGCUGAGGGAAGUGGACCGAUUACAUCUGAAGGCGAAAGUAUUCAGGAAGGAGAAAAGGUCACAGCUGCUCCUGGAGUCGAAGGUGUUCACAAAACUACUGCAGCUCCUGAAAUCGAGGAAAUCGAAGGAAGCGGACAGCUUACAUCAGAAGGUGAAAGCAUUGAGGAAGGAGAAAAUGUCACAGCUGCUCCUGGAAUCGAAGGUGUUCACAAAACUACUGCAACUCCUGGAAUUGAAGAAACUGAAGGAAGUGGACAGAUUACAUCUGAAGGUGAGAGUGUUGAAGAAGGCGAAAAGGCCACUGUUGCUCCUGAAACCGAAGGUGUUCACAAAGCUACUGCAGCUCCUGAAAUCAAAGAAACGGAGGGAAGCGGACAGAUUACACCUGAAGGAGAGACUGUUGAAGAAGGCGAAAAGGUUACUGCUACUCCUGAAAUCGAAGUUGUUCACAAACCUACUGCAGCUCCUGAAAUUGAAGAAACUGAGGGAAGUGGAGAAGUUACAUCAGAAGGUGAAAGCGUUGAAGAAGCCGAAAAGGUCACUGCUGCUCCCGAAAUUGAGGAAGGUCUUAAAGCGAUCAGUGAUCAGCAGGAAGGCGAAGAUAUUACAUCUGCUUCAGUUACAGAAGAAAUUGAACAUGUUAGCGCAGGUCCUGGUGCACAGGAUGCUGAAGGUGUGGAGAAAUCUACUCUUGCUCCUGAAUUCGAAAGUGUUGAAAAGAUCACUGCUUCACCUACUUUGGAGGAGACUGAAGAGUCAACAGUUGCUCCUUCACAAGAAAUCGAAGGAGCCGAAAAACCCACGGCCUCUCCUGACAUCUCUUAUUCCGAAGCCGCAGAGAAAACUACCCGCACACCAGAAAUUGAAGAUAUUGAUAGAGCCACUGAAAAGGUACCUGUCGCAUCUGAACACGAUGAAGGUGAAAUUUUGGAGAAAACUACUCCGGCUCCUGUAUUCGAAGGUGUGGGCAAGGUUACUAUUGUUCCUGAUAUCGAAGAACUUGAAAAGAGUACCGUCGCUCCUGGAUUCGCAAAGGAUGAAGUUCCUGAAACUGAGGAAAUCGACAAAGUUACCGCCGCUCCUGGCACCGAAAAAGUUGAAAAGCCUAGUGAUGUUGACCAUAUUGAGGAAGGUGCUGAGAAGGCUACAAUCGCUCCUGAAGUCGACGAAGCUGAAAUAUCUACUGCCGCGCCCACAAUCGAAAUUGACGAAGUUCCUGCAAUCGAAGAAGCCGAUAAAGUAUCUGUUACUCCUAGUAGUGCGGUAUCUGAAAAAGAAACCGUUGCUCCGAGUGUCGGAGGUGAUGCAUUUUUGGAAAGUUCUACUCUCGCUCCUACCCUCGAUGUCGAAGGAAUUGAAAAGGUCACUGCAACUCCGAUUGCAGAAGAACCCGAAAAGGAAGACUUUGAAAGAACCACGGUCACCCCUCAAGCCGAAUCUGCAACUAAAGUUACGGCUGUUCCAAGUGCUGAACAACCUCAAGAAGUUGCAUCUGCUCCUGGAGCUCAGGAUGUUGAUCAUGAAAAAGUCACAUCCGCUCCUACGGUCGAAGAAGAAUUCGAGAAGGGUACUGCUGCUCCGGGAGUGGACGCUGGAAUUGGUUUUGAUGACAGCAUGAAAGAAACGAAUGACUCUGCGAUUCAUAAAGCAGAUAAACACACCACUAUUGCACCAACUGAGGACGAAAGCCAAGGUGUUACAAUUCCUCCUCGCUUGGACAUGGACAUCGAAGAAGCCACCGUUCAACCUAUUGUACCAUCUCUAGAAGACAUAAAUGUUACUCCUGCUCCAGCAGUAAUAGCUGAUUUAGAAUCAGUGGAGGAAAGCGAUACAUCAGUGGAAUCAGAAGAAGAGACCACAACUGAACACAAAGUACAACAUAUUGCAGAAUUCGUUACAGAUCACAUCUUGCAUAGCACUACUGAAAGUGCUAUUAAGCCCAUUGAACCAUCCAAGGACGAGUUGGAAGCUUCUGGUGAAGAAGGCGAAAAUAUUGAGGAUAUAACCGUUGAACCCGCUUUGAAACCACAAUUUGUGGGCGCAGACAUGGUUGCAGUUACAGAUGAGCCUACAGCCGAGGAAGAGACUGCGAAACCUGAAAUCAGCAAGGAAGCUCAACCAGAUGAGGCAGAUAAGGAGAAACAACCUUCUCCAGCUGCUCCAGAAACCGAAGCUGAAAAAGCAACAGCAACAUCGAAACCCGAAAAGGAACAAGAGAAACCAACGUCAGCUAAACCACAACACGUAGCCGAUGAACAAGAAUUUGUCACUGCUGUUCCGGAAAUAGAUACAGUCAAGGAAGAGCAACACACCACGGGCAAACCUUUAGUUGAGGUAGCCGAAUCCGUAACUGAAUCUGAAAAAGAGGAACAACUGGCCACAAGCAAACCUCAUGUCGAAUCAGAGGAAGGAGAACAACCUGCAACAGCUAAGCCUGAAAUUGAAUCUGAGACCCAAGCUACCGCCGUUCCUGUGUCUGAGUCCGAAGAAGAAAAACAAUCUGCAACACCUAAACCUGAAAUCGAAUCCGAAGAGGAGGAACAAUCAGCGACAGCUAAGCCUGCAGUUGAAUCUGAGAUCACAGCAACAGCCGCUCCUGAAGUUGAAUCUGAAGAAGAGAAACAACCUGCAACAAGUGCUCCGAAAAUCGAAUUCGAUGAGAAGGAACAAUCAGCGACCGUCCAACCUCAGGUCGAAUCUGAUGAAGAAAAAAUCUCAGCAACAGUCGCUCCAGUGACUGAAUCUGAAGAAGAAAAACAACCUACAACAGUUAAACCUGAAAUUGAAUCCGAAGAGGAAGAACAGCCAGCGACAGCUAAGCCUGCAGUUGAAUCUGAGAUCACAGCAACAGCCGCUCCUGAAGUCGAAUCCGAAGAAGAGAAACAGCCUGCAACAGCUAAACCUGAAAUUGAGUCCGAAGAGGUAGAAUCAGCGACAGCCAAACCUCAGGUCGAAUCUGAUGAAGAAAAUAUCUCAGCAACAGCCGCUCCUGUGACUGAAUUUGAAGAAGAAAAACAACCAGCAACUGCUAAACCUGAAAUUGAAUCCGUAGAAGAGGUAGAAUCAGCGACAGCUAAGCCUCAGGUCGAAUCUGAUGAAGAAAAGAUUUCUGCAACAGUUGCACCUGAAAUCGAAUCCGAGGAGGAGGAACAAUCAGCGACAGCUAAGCCUGCGUACCCAGCAUCAGCCGGGUUCGACGAAGAAAAACAACCUGCAACAGCUAAACCUGAAAUUGAAUCCGAAAAAGAGGUAGAAUCAGCGACAGCUAAACCUCAAGUCGAAUCUGAUGAAGAAAAGAUCUCAGCAACAGUCACUCCAGUGACUGAAUCUGAAGAAGAAAAACAACCUACAACAGUUAAGCCUGAAAUUGAAUCCGAAGAGAAGGAACAGCCAGAAACAGCUAAGCCUGCAAUUGAAUCCGAGAUCCAAGCAUCAGUCGCUCCUGAAGUCGAAGCUGAUAAACCAUCUGCAACAGCUAAGCCUGAAGUUGAAUCCGAGAUCGCAGCAACAGCCGCUCCUGACGUUGAAUCAGAAGAAGAAAAACAAUUUGUUACUGCUAAACCUGAGUUCGAAUCCGAAGAGAAGGAACAAUCAGCGACUGCCAAACCUAAGAUCGAAUCUGAUGAAGAAAAGAUUCCUCCUGUUACUGAAUCUGAAAAAGAAAAACAACCAGCAACAGCUAGACCUGUAAUUGAGUCCGAAGAGGUAGAAUCAGCGACAGUGAAACCUCAGUUCGAAUCUGAUGAAGAGAAGAUCCCAGCAACAGGUGCUCCUGAAAUCGAAUCUGAAGAAGAAAAACAACCUGCAACAGCUAAACCUGUAAUUGAGUCAGAAGAAGUAGAAUCAGCGACAGCGAAACCUCAGGUCGAAUCUGAUGAAGAAAAGAUCCCAGCAACAGGUGCUCCUGAAAUCGAAUCUGAAGAAGAAAAACAACCUGCAACUGUUAAACCUGAAAUUGAAUCCGAAGAGAAAGAACAACUAGCGACAGCUAAGCCUGGGUACCCAGACUCAGCCACUCCUGAAGUCGGUUUCGAUGAAGAAAAACAACCUGCAACAAUAAAACCUGAAAUUGAAUCCCAAGAGGAACAAGCAGCGACCACCAAACCUCAGGUCGAAUCUGAUGAAGAAAAGAUCACUGCAACAGCCGCUCCUGAAAUCGAACAACAACAACCAACAACAGCUAAACCGCAGAUCGAAUCUGAAGAAGAAAAGACUCCUGCAACAGCCACUCCUGAAUCCGAACUCGAAAAAGAAUCAGCGACGAGCAAACUGGAAGGUGAAGUCGAUGAGGACAAAGAAACUGCAUCAGUACCACCUACGCCAGAAGCUGAAUCGGAAGCGGAGAAGCAGCCAACAGCAACUAAACCAGAAGCCGAUAUUGCCGAAGAACAACAAAUCGCAACCGUGCAACCGGUCUCCGAAACAGAAAGCGAUAAGCAACACACUCCUGAAGAAGCAGUGCCCGUCAGCUCCACUGAGAAGACAGAAACAUCUGAAGAAGAAGCUGAAGUCAGUUCCGAAGAGAAACAAGGCAUCACAACUGUGCAUCCGCUAUACCCACAUAUUGUUACUACACUGCCAACGCCAGCUAUCGACAGCAGAGUUGACGUCGUCGCCAAUACAACUGCGCAACCCGAAAUUCUUAUGGAAACCACCACACCCACAAAUCUCAUCGCCAGUGAUGUGCUCGUUACAACACAACCAACCAUCACACACUAUCCACCACCGGCGCCCGCAUACGGCCAAUAUCCAUCCUACAACGAUGAAUAUCCCGACGAAGACGAAUCUGAGGUCUUCGGUCCUGGCACCUGUCGCUAUGGCGGUAAACUUUACGUGUCCGCACAGCAAAUACCACGCGACGAUCCCUGCGAUUUCUGCUUCUGUUUCCGAAGCGACAUUAUCUGCUUGCAACAAUCUUGUCCGCCACCAAUUGCCGGCUGUCACGAGGAACCGAUCUCUGGUUUCUGUUGUCCACGAUACGAAUGUCCCGUGUCGAUGGCAACCGUACUGAAUAUCACCACCAGUACGACAACGACAAGCACAACACUGCCGCCACACUUCCUGCACCACUCAUAUGGCGGUGCGGUGCAACGUAACGGCUGUCUGAUCAACGGCCGAUCCUACAAGGUUGGCGAGAAGAUCGAAUCGACGAGCGGUCCCUGCAUCAAUUGCACUUGCGGCGGCGAUGGAAAGAUGAAAUGUGAUCCUCAGGCGUGCGUGCCCGAGCCCACGAUGCAGCAGGUGAUGGCUGUCGUGGCGACCGGCCGGAAGAGAUGAAAUAAUCGCUAAACAUAAACGCUUACGCAUACAACACAGCAGAUAAGGAACACGCACAAACACACACACACACACUCAAACACAAACACAAAGCAAGACUAGUGAACUUAAAUGAAUCUGCAAUCCCGGUGCCAAAACCACAAUGAAACAUUAUGGAAUUAUGGAGACAAAAGACGAAGAAAACUAUGCAAAACAAAACAAAAAACAAACAAAAAACAACAAAUAUAAAAAACGAACGUUUUCGAGGCGAAAAAUGAGUUAGGCACACAUACUUGCAUACAUAUCUGCGUAUGUGUUGUGUAUGUAGCUCCGUUAUUUUUGCUUUGAACACACAAAACCUUAUUAUUAUUACAUUUAGUAGGUAUACACUAUAUUUAUAUAUAAAUAUUAUUAUUUUUUUUUUGUUUUUGUUUUUUUCGAACUAGCAUACGAGCAAACAACCAGUGAUAUUGUGCUGUAUACCUAGUAUAGGUGCAAUUAACAAUUUUGUAAUUAAGGACGCACUUACUUAAGCGAAAUUUUCGUUUGUAAUUUGUAAUUGUAAAAAAAAAACACAACAACAAAAGCAAAGCAAGCAAAUGAACCUAACGUAAUUUUAUAUAAUUAAAAAAAAAAUAAAGUAAAUUGUAGUAAUGUUUGUAACGUGGUUCUUUGUGCGCGCACGAUUGCAGCAGCACGACGUGCAAGAAAAGAAAAAACCGUUACAAAUGCAUAUGUAAAAACAAAAUUCAAGAGACUCUCACAAAAAAAUAUGUUAGAAGCGAAAACACCAACCCGCAAGCGACGUGUGGCACGUAUGUAUAUUGUGGCUGCCACAAAGAAUAACGUUAUGAAUUGUAAAAACUUUGCCAUUAACUGUAUUUGUAUUCGAUAUAUAUACAUAUAUUUAACCACUAUGCUAGACAUGCGCUAGCGCCUAAUUGUAGACUAUGAUUUUACUAAUUUUUAUAUGCGACACU
Bactrocera latifrons is the source of this 12039-nucleotide messenger RNA. RefSeq names its product microtubule-associated protein futsch. The record is from RefSeq and is a predicted model, not a curated record. Lineage: Eukaryota; Metazoa; Arthropoda; Insecta; Diptera; Tephritidae. Gene Ontology annotation, molecular function: protein binding. The transcript has 8 exons. The coding region runs from base 671 to 11080 and encodes 3469 amino acids.